AUCUUCCAACCUUGCCUCUGUACCAAGCUUUCAUGAGGACCAUCUAGCCUCUAUAUUGAAUCCUGCCAGCCGGCCACAGAUCUGUUCCGAGCUCAGAACCACACGGACGACCCUGUCCAUGAAAAGCUUGUGCCGUGUCGACACCACAGCUAUCGCCCGUGCAAAUUUUUCAGGGUCGCUGAGAUUUAUUACCACGUUACAGCCCGUGCCCAUUGAAUCAACAUCCAAAUGUACCACACUGAUCUUCAUGCAAAGUGCUGAAUGAUCUGACUAUUACAUUGUGCAGUCGCAUCUGAGCUAGCACGCCAUAAUCAGAACGACAGUGCAAAAUUGCUGGUUUGCAAUUUAAUGGGUUAACGGCCCGGAACACACACCAUGCAUGUCUGCUGAAAUCAUUGAAGAACCCGGAGCGCAAGGCAUCUCGAUCAUAUAUCCACUGCGCUUGCUGCCAGCCCUCUUCGUUCACCAUCCUGCUAUCCACUUACUGAAAAUCUUUUCAUCCAAGAACCCAGAAGCGGAAUGGUGGCUCCAAGGUUCAGGCCGAUCGAGGAGUGCGCCGCGGAAGGGCGGUCGCAGCAGGCUGUCGCCGCCGACCUCGACGGCACGCUCCUGCUGUCCCGGAGCGCGUUCCCCUACUACCUCCUCAUCGCGCUCGAGGCCGGCGGCGUGCUCCGCGCGCUCGCCCUCCUCCUGUCCGUGCCGUUCGUGUACCUCACCUACGUCUCCGUGUCCGAGCCGCUGGCCGUGCGCACGUUCGUGUACAUCGCCGUGGCCGGCCUGAGGGUGAGGGACAUCGAGGCGGUGGCCCGGUCGGUGCUCCCGAGGUUCUACGCCGGCGACGUGCAUCCGGAGGGGUGGCGGGUGUUCCGCUCCUUCGGCAGGAGGUGCAUCGUCACCGCGAGCCCCCGGGUGAUGGUGGAGCCGUUCGCCAGGGCGUUCCUCGGCGCCGACAGGGUCAUCGGGACGGAGCUGGAGGUGGACAGGUCUGGGAGGGCGACGGGCUUCGUCGCGCAGCCCGGCGUGCUCGUCAGCGAGCACAAGAAGCAGGCGGUGCUGAGGGAGUUCGGCGACGCGCUGCCGGACGUCGGCAUGGGGGACAGGGAGAGUGACUUCGACUUCAUGUCCGUCUGCAAGGAAGCGUACAUGGUGACUCGGAGCAAGUACAGCGCGCUGGAGCAGAACCAACUGCAGAGCCCCGUCAUCCUCCACGACGGCCGCCUCGUCCAGCGCCCGACCGACAUCAACGCGCUGCUCACCUUCCUGUGGCUUCCGAUCGGCUUCGUCCUCGCGAUCCUCCGCGUGCACGUCAAGCCGCUCCUCCCUGACCCCGUCGCCUUCUACGCCUACAAGCUCAUGGGCGUCAAGCUCGCCGUGCGUGGCCACCCGCCGCCGCCGCCCACGAAGGGCCGACCGGGGGUCCUCUUCGCUUGCAACCACCGCACCGCGCUCGACCCGACCAUGGUCUCUGUCGCGCUGGGCCGCAAGGUGACGUGCGUCACGCAUGACAGCGCCUCCAUUAGCCUGACGGAGCACGCGUUGCCGGUCAAGGCCGUGCCGCUGUCCGGGGAGCGCGACCGGGACGCGGCCCGCAUUCGUCGGCUGCUCGAAGAGGGCGACGUCGUCGUCUUCCCCGAGGGCACGGCCUGCCGCGAGCCGUUACUGCUGCGGUUCGGCGCGCUCUUCGCGGAGCUCGCGGACCGCAUCGUGCCCGUGGCUAUCGCCACCAAAGAGAGCAUGUUCCACGGCUCGACGGUCCGCGGGUUGAAGACCAUGGACCCUUACUUCUUCUUCAUGAACCCGCGCCCGACGUACGAGAUCACGUUCCUCGACCAGCUGCCGAGGGAGCUCACCUGCGACGGUGGCAAGUCGCCCAUCGCGGUGGCGAGGUACGUCCAGAAGGUACUGGCCGGGGAGCUUGGGUUUGAGUGCACGAGGGAGAAGUGCGGGAUCGUCGCCGGCGCCGACACCCGCGUGCCGUCAAGGGAUGAAGGGCCUGGAAAAGCCAGCGAUGUGACCACCUGAGCCCCGGGGCAUGGACGCAUUCUCAAUUUCGUAAGUGUUAGUAAUGUUCAUUCAUUGUUUCCCAUUGUUGUUAUGUGUUCAAUAUCUUCAUUAUGUACGGUAAACAGGAACCGAAGUACGGAAGCUCAAGCUAGCAUGGUGCGUUGACUUGUGCUAGAUGUCUUGCUAGUUGCUACUUCUACACUUGUGAAAUUAUUUAGGAUAUCGUGUGGCUAUUUCGAUGUCAACGUACUGAACGCUGAUCUUUUA
Molecule: messenger RNA, 2271 nt
Organism: Hordeum vulgare subsp. vulgare (domesticated barley)
Lineage: Eukaryota; Viridiplantae; Streptophyta; Magnoliopsida; Poales; Poaceae
Product: glycerol-3-phosphate 2-O-acyltransferase 6-like
Exons: 2
Coding region: 520-2022 (500 amino acids)
Biological process (GO): cutin biosynthetic process
Cellular component (GO): membrane
Molecular function (GO): glycerol-3-phosphate 2-O-acyltransferase activity; phosphatase activity
Source: RefSeq, a predicted model, not a curated record